Chrysemys picta bellii (western painted turtle) is the source of this 6830-nucleotide messenger RNA. It is a transcript of the gene TFCP2L1, whose product is annotated as transcription factor CP2 like 1. Gene Ontology annotation, molecular function: RNA polymerase II cis-regulatory region sequence-specific DNA binding; DNA-binding transcription activator activity, RNA polymerase II-specific. NCBI's taxonomy places the organism in Eukaryota, Metazoa, Chordata, Testudines, Emydidae. Gene Ontology annotation, biological process: regulation of transcription by RNA polymerase II. Gene Ontology annotation, cellular component: nucleus. The record is from RefSeq and is a predicted model, not a curated record.
AAAGCGCAGGUAGCGGCGGGGGCGGCCGCGGUCCGGAGUGGUGCGCGCUGUGCCAGGCUGGGCGCCUGGCUCCCCGGGGCUCCCCAAGAUGCUGUUCUGGCACACGCAGCCCGAGCACUACAACCAGCACUCCACCGGCAGCUACCUGCGUGAUGUCCUUGCACUGCCGAUCUUCAAACAGGAGGAGCCCCAAUUGUCUCCGGAGAAUGACACCAAACUGCCUCCGUUUCAGUAUGUUCUCUGCACAGCCACAUCCCCUGCUGUAAAGCUGCAUGAAGAAACCCUUACCUAUCUCAACCAAGGUCAGUCUUAUGAAAUCCGUCUACUUGAGAAUAGGAAAUUGGGAGAGUUUCAAGAUUUAAACACAAAAUAUGUAAAGAGCAUCCUUCGGGUGGUUUUCCAUGAUCGGCGUCUGCAAUACACAGAACACCAGCAGCUGGAAGGCUGGAGAUGGAGCCGGCCUGGAGACCGCAUCCUUGAUAUAGAUAUCCCACUGUCAGUCGGUAUCUUAGAUCCCAGGGCCAGCCCGACCCAGCUAAACACUGUUGAAUUUCUGUGGGAUCCGUCCAAAAGAGCAUCUGCAUUCAUUCAGGUACAUUGUAUCAGCACAGAAUUUACGCCAAGGAAACAUGGUGGAGAGAAAGGGGUGCCCUUCAGGAUACAAAUCGACACAUUUAAACAGAAUGAGAAUGGCGAAUAUACCGAACACUUGCAUUCUGCAAGCUGCCAGAUCAAAGUGUUCAAGCCUAAGGGAGCUGACAGAAAGCAGAAAACUGACAGAGAGAAAAUGGAGAAGAAGACUGCCCAAGAGAAGGAGAAAUACCAGCCCUCCUAUGAUACGACCAUUCUCACAGAGUGUUCUCCAUGGCCAGAUUUGCCUUAUCAAGUGAACAACGCUCCAUCUCCAAGUUACAACAGUUCUCCAAACAGCUUCAGCCUUGGAGAUGGCAACAGUUCUCCAACCCACCAAGUGGAGCUCCUGCCUCCCAGCAACGAUCACCUCCUUCCCUCUGCUUCUAUUCAAGAUGUCCAGCAGUGGCUUCAUCGUAAUAGGUUUUCUCCAUUCUGUAGACUCUUCUCAAGUUUCUCGGGUGCUGACUUACUGAAGAUGUCCAAAGAAGAUUUUGUUCAGAUCUGUGGGCCUGCUGAUGGAAUUCGGCUCUUUAAUGCAAUCAAAGGAAGAAACGUAAGGCCUAAAAUGACAAUUUAUGUCUGUCAAGAACCAGAGCAGAACAGGUCUCAUCUGCACCAAAAACGAGAGAAUGGAGAUGGUAAUCUGUGUGUAUAUCAUGCAGUCUUCUUGGAAGAGCUGACAACCCUGGAAUUAAUUGAGAAGAUUGCAAACUUGUAUAGCAUUUCCCCACAGCAGAUAAAUCGGAUCUAUCGGCAAGGACCUACAGGGAUCCAUGUAUUAGUGAGCAAUGAGAUGGUGCAAAACUUCCAGGAUGAGUCUUGUUUUGUUAUCAGCACAUUAAAAGCUGAAAGCAACGAUGGCUACCACAUCAUUUUAAAAUGACCACUUGGCCUAGCAGGACUGUAACAGCCUAAAACUACGAUGCCUCACCAAGAUUGCUGCAACCCAGACUGGAAACAUGAAGAUCCAUUUGGAUAAAGCGCUCCCAUGAACUGAAAAAUACCAAAGGUCUUAAGGAAAAACAAACUUCGUAGACAAGUGGUUUUCUGAGAAUGGAGAUGAGAAUAUCUUCAGAGCGUCUGUGUAUUUUUCUACCCCUUCCCUCCUAUUUAGGCUUUUAAAUUGUUGAGGGUCCUGCUUAUUGCUCAGAUACAUCUGCCUUUUUCUAAAGGGAAAUGCAAAACGAAAAGCAAUUCUCAUGGCUGGAACUGGUUUAUCUACAGUGCCUUCUGAGUACUCUUGCAUUCAGCACCAGUCUCAUCUCAGAUACAAGCUAUUAUCCUCUUUCUAGACAGAGGACUAUAGGUGGGAUCCACGAACGGGCGUAGGUGUAACAACAUUGAGUGUCAUAGUGCCUAGAAAAUCCCUGGAACAACAUUGCGAGCCACAAAGCCAAUUUAGACACCUUGGCUCCCUGUACAAUGAAUGGGGAGAGAUAGGCACCUUUGACUGCGAUCCACAAAGUCAACACGCUGCAUGGAGGCACCUAUCUUGGCUAGUGAUCCACAAACUGGAGGAACACAGGUGUUUGGCUGCCCGUGUGGGACCCAAAACAUAACAGCUGUGGGGAGGGGAGAAAAACUUCCCUUAUCGUUAGCCUGGUGGAUAGGGUACACUCAUAGGAUGUGGGAGAUCCCCAGUGCAAGUGCCCCCCCCCCCUCAUCCUGAGGGGUAGAAACAUGGAAGAUCCCUGUUCAGAUUCUCUCAAUGUGAGGUCCCUAGCCACUAGGCUAUGGAAAAUUCUGAGGUGAGGUUCCCUCAGUUUCUCCUAUUGAAGUUGUUCCAUUGUUUAAUUUAAAGUGGAAUCUUUAGAUGCCUAAGUCUGCUUGUUUUCUGGCCCAAUUAAUAUUUAAGUAUCUGCAUGCAUCCCGUCCUGUGUUCCUAUAACCAGUCAGUUAUGGCUGUUUGUGAUUCACACUGCAUUGUUCUAUCUUUCCUCUUUAAAAAAACAACCAACCAACACUUUCCUCUCCUUCUCAGUGCCCCUGGUGAGCAUUUCGUCCUGCUGCCUUCCCAUUCAAUUUGACAACACAGCAGAUACUGGGCUAAUUUCCAUUUUUGGUACCCUGCUAAGCUUUCUCUAGACCUCUUCUCCAGCUGCCCCCUCUCUUUUUUUCACUCAGCUGUAAGACCUGCGUAGCUACAUCUGUUCCACUGUUGCUACUAGAGGUGAAUGUGUAUUGUUCCAUUUUAGCAUGCUGCCAGAAGGACUCCACAUGGAUGGAAAUGUACACACAUACAAUCCAAUGAUUUUUUUUUUGGAGGAUGCAAAUGAGGACAAAUCAAGGCGAACAAUUCACACUAUAUUUUUUUAGCUUAGAAUAGCUUCAGUCAAGUGCAUUGUGUUUUGAGAAUGACUUUAAAUCUCUUGACAACUUAACUCUGGAUUUAUUCCAUUCAACGAAAGUUUUUGGUAACUGAUACUUGCUGUAAAUGUUAGGUUUUAGUUGUGGUAGCUUCUGUUUUCUACAUAAGCUAUCUGCUGUAGCAAAUGCAAUCAAGUAUCAGGGGGUAGCCGUGUUAGUUUAUGCAAUCAGUUUAUUUGAAUCUAAGAUCAGGUAAGGGGGCAUUCCGAAUACUUGCUCCUCGCAUACAUCUGCUGUGUCAUUCUUGCUUCCUGUUCGCAUGCCUGUAUCUACCAUUCUCCUUUUCAUCUUUAUGGGCCUGAUCUGGCUCCCAUUGAUUUCAAUUGACGCUGGAUCAGGCCCUUGUUGCAUUUCACUCUUUUUGGUGGCUAAUUAGGAGAGCUGAUUGAAAAUGAGAAUUUCUUUCCUGUGGGCAAUUGAGACUUUGCCAUUUGUUUUUUUUGCCCUGAGUUGGUCUGAACAGUUGAAAUACAAAACGUUUCACAGGAUGAAAAGUUUUGAAAAACAGCCGUUUUGGAAAUGUUGAAACCAAACAUUUCAAAUUGGAAGUGUCAAAACAUUGUCAAAAUGAGCUGUAGUUCAGGUGCCUCCUGCUCCACUUCUCCCCUGUGGGCUGGACUCCAGUUCCCAUGAUGCAUUGUGUAGUAGCUUAGCCAGUGGGGGUGGAGUGGGAGGUGUGCGUGGCGGCGUAGUGCAUUAUGGAAGAUGUAAUGUGGGAUGGAGUCCAGCCCACAGAGGAAAAUGGGGAUACAGGGCACUCUGGUAGAUUGAUUAAUUUCUAAUGGACACGCAACAAUUUUUUAAUUUUUUUUUCAAAUAAAUAAAAUAAAAUAAAAUGCGGGGGGGCGGGGGAGAGAAUCAACAUUUUCCAAUGGAAAGGUGUUUCUGUUAAAAAAAACAAACAAAAAAACCCUGCCUCUUCCUGUCCCCCCACCCCUCCCAAUAAACAGUUACUACAGAUAUUUCCCAGCCUUCUCUGCUAAUUAACAUUUCAAAUACAGGCCCUACUCUUGCCCAAUUGGCUGCUUUGUACGCUGCCCCAGCUGAAACUUUGUGCAGAAAGGUGGCCAAAACUCUGGUUGAAUGAAUUUUAUUCAAAUUGGAGCAGGGAACUUUACUUGUGCCCCUUGUUUCCUGGGUGCAAGAUCUGAGCCCCGUAGUUCUAUCAGUCUGAGUGCUCCAUUCCCUGAUAUGGACCCCUUGAUUAAGAUGAAGUGUGAAUCCGAGGCAGUGCCGCAGAACUUCUCUGGGCACAAGUCAGGGGGACGGAAUGUCUUUGAUUUUGAAAUGAAAUGUCCUAUAGUUAGUGAUACAACUUUUAUGUAUCGAAAUGCCCUAACUUGUGAAGGAAUAACUAUAGUUCUACUGGGAUUACACUGACUCAAUGGGACGCUUGGGAGACUGCACUUGCCUAACGAAAACCUAUCUGUACAAAUCUGUGUAGGUGCAUCCUGGCUAUAAUGGUGCAUUUUAAGAACUUCCUGCUGCCCGAUUUCAGGGCUACUGGGGUUUUAUAGAACGCCUACAUAGACAGGUUAUUAAUAUAUUAUGUCCUAAAGGCUAUAUGGGAAUUUGCAUUGACUAAAAAGAUCUUGCUGUAUAAUCCACAGACUAUGCUGUGAUGGAUGCAUAGACCAAAAAUCCUUAUCAAUACACUGCCAAUGCAUAUAGGGACACCAGUCAGAGCAAUAUCUUUGGGUCAAAUCUAGGAGCAUGAUGCAGGCAAACCUCCCACUGCAGUUAUGGAUGUUUUGCCUGAGUAAAGACUGAGCAAAGACUUCAGAUUUUGUCCUCUUGGCUGUUCUGUAUGUGUGUUAAAUGUCUAAAGGAAAAAAUCUCCACUAUGCUCAAAUUACUUUAGAAUAACUUAGUUUUAAUGUAUAGCAGAUUUGGAAUCUAUAGAAGUGCCUAAACGUCUGAAACCUGUUGUGAUUUUGCCCUCUCUGAUGUGCUUUUAAACUGGAACCAAAGCCCUGCUUCAGUCUCUCAGGAGAAUGAGAUUUCUGUAGUUUGCCUCUCUCCAGCUUUUUGUCCAGAAUGUGUACAGUAGAACUUUAGAUUCCUGGAGGUUCUAAUGAAACCACACAUUGUAUCCUGAAUGGUCGUGGGAUCUGCAACAGUCACAAUGCAAUCUCUGGCUCAGAGCGGGAUAGAUGGGUGUGAAUGAAAGCAAUUUGGCACCUCCCAGCGUGUAACAAGGCACGAACAUAUUCCCAAAACAGAGCAACAGCUGAAUUUAUUUAACAAAUCACCUUAUCGACCGGCAUACAGGAGUAAGUGUGUUGGGACAAUUAAUGCCUAAUUGGCGGUGGUUAGAGAAGUCUUGAAAGCACCUAAAUAUGCAUCUAUUCAGCUUCUGGAGGAAAAGGUACAAAUGUGCUGAUUUGAAUGAGUACCUUCCUCUUAAAAUGAGACAGUUGCUGUUAGACAAAAUGCAAACUCCACUUGCUUCCCCAGGUACUCACUCCUUGUUAUGUUAAUUGGCCAGAAUUUAAACAGUCUGAGAUGUCUCCUGAUGCUUUUCAGACUUGGCUCUAGUUGUAUUGAGUGGGAUCUAACUGGGUAUAAAAUCUCACGCUAAACACAUUGAAGAAUAUCUGGGUUUUUUUUUUAAAUCUAUGGAGGGCAAUUUCCUAAUAAUGUAAUAUAUAUACUAUCCUGUGUAUAUUGACAUGUAUAUGAGCUAGGUAUUUGCUGUGUCCUUUGGCUUUAGUUGGCAUUCUGCUUUGUUUAAUUUCUAUUCACUGUAAUGAACUCUGGUUGAUCAAGCGUAGAGACCCAACUGGUCCCAUUGGGUAGAAAUUUAAAAGUAUGUAAUCAUUGCUGUGGUUUGAAUUAAGCUUGGUACGCUUGAAAUUUGAUGCGUUUCUAUGGUAUAAACAGUGCCUUGGUAAAGACAACCAUAUUUUUAUACUAAUUCUGUUACUCUAUAUUGUAGCUUCUGGAAGACUGAGUUAAAUACAGUUUUAAAAAAAUAGAUUGGGCAAAGCUUUGGAAUAAAAGCUAUUCCCUGAGCGGAACAACCACACAGCAACUAUGAUAGCUUGAUGAUGUAUUGCUUAAAUGUUUUGUUGUAAUUCCAACAAUCCUCCAAAGGAUCACAGUGCUAGGGGUUUCAUUUGACUGUACUUUCAAAGAAAUGCUUGCUCAGAUUGUGAUUAUUUUCUUCCUCCUUCAGCUAUGAAACGAAAUGGUUAACUUUCUGCAUAAUAAGCCAAUACUCCUUAAUACUUUGCUAAGAUUAUGAUACAGCACAAUGUACUCUGAGUGGGGCAAAAGUUGUACUGGGAUUGGUAUCUUUUCUAUGGAUGCAGAUGAAAAGGCAGACUGGGCGUAUAUUUUAAUUCACCCGUCUGUUUAAAAAUGGGUUAAGAUAGUGCCUAAUUUUCUGUGCAUUUCAGAUUUGUACCUUUUUUUGGUAAUUCCCUAAAAUUUGUUCAGCUCUCGCCCCCCCCCCUCCUCUCCCCCAAGGUUUUUCAGGGUUUUUUUUUUUAAUGGCUUGUAUUUCUCUAAAUUUAAAGUUGUUUUCCCAGUUUGCUUGGGGUAGGUGUUUUUCUUUCCAAGGGCUAUGGGAGUCCCCUCUCUUCGCUGACAAUGCAGCCAUUGACCAGUAAGUCUGUGAUUAGCAAAGGGUGAAUGGAGGUGGUUAGAAUAGAGGCUGAGGCAUACCAGUUGUGAGUAAUACUGCCACACCUUUUUGUUUUUGUUUUUUGUACGUGAAAUAAAAAGCAUAUUUUGCACUGGCUAUUGUACUGUUGUGCAGAAGAAAAGAAAUCUGUAUCUAGAAUCUGUGCUCCAGUCAAAAUGCAAAUAAACUUGUUUGUAAGAAA